UCCUCUCUUCCUGGACACUUCAGGAAUCUGGUGGCAGGACCCAUCGUCCCUGGCAGCAGCGGAGACGUCCUGGGAUGUGACAGAGAUGGCGGCUCUGCGGAAGGCUGCAGAUGACGACUCGGACCUGAGCCGUCUGGAGGGGGACAGUGUGGAGGAGCUGGCUGUGCCGGACCCAGAGCUGGAGGCCAUCAAAGCCAGAGUGAGGGAGAUGGAGAAAGAGGAUGAGAGGCUGAAGGAGAUGCAGCUGGAAGCUGAGAGCUGCCUCAUCGUGAGCUCGGACGCAGGUCUCUUCCCAAAGACAACCGAGGAGAAGAUGGAGGUUGACCAGCGCUCCAUCUACGUGGGCAAUGUGGACUAUGGGGGCACGGCGGAAGAGCUGGAGUCUCACUUCAACAGCUGCGGGCAGGUCAACCGAGUGACCAUCCUCUGCGACAAGUUCUCGGGGCAUCCCAAAGGGUAUGCCUACAUCGAGUUUGAAGAGAAGAGCUCUGUGAAGGCUGCGGUGGAGCUGGAUGAGAGCGUCUUCAGAGGCCGUGUCAUUAAGGUGCUGCCCAAGAGGACCAACAUGCCGGGCAUCAGCACUACCGACCGCGGGGGCUACCGGGGCCGCUUCCAAGCCCGGGGAGGGCUGGCCCAGCGGGGAGGCUACUAUGGAGGGCAGCACCCAAGGGUGCGAGGGAGGACGUACAGGGGUCGGGCAAGGCUCCUGCCUUGGUAUUUUCCAUACUAG
Molecule: messenger RNA, 730 nt
Organism: Phaethon lepturus (White-tailed tropicbird)
Lineage: Eukaryota; Metazoa; Chordata; Aves; Phaethontiformes; Phaethontidae
Gene: PABPN1L
Product: poly(A) binding protein, nuclear 1-like (cytoplasmic)
Exons: 7
Molecular function (GO): RNA binding
Source: RefSeq, a predicted model, not a curated record